AUGGUCAUCGAGAAAUCAAUGACACUAGCACGACGACAAUAUAGUCUUACAGGUGAAGUAGCGCGCAAUGUGGCAGCGCAAACGAGUAAAAACUCCGAUGCUACAAGUGCCGCUAUGAAGAAAGCAGCAGAAGCUACUCGAGUUCUCUUUAAGCUUAUAGGUAGUGCAGAAGGACUGCAAAAAGAAUGA
This is a messenger RNA of Sphaeroforma arctica JP610, 189 nucleotides long. RefSeq lists its product as hypothetical. The transcript has a single exon. NCBI's taxonomy places the organism in Eukaryota, Ichthyosporea, Ichthyophonida. The record is from RefSeq and is a predicted model, not a curated record. The coding region runs from base 1 to 189 and encodes 62 amino acids.